CAAGCCGGCAAAAAAAUGCUGAGUAAACCUUAUUAAAAAGGGAUAACGGCGCACGAGCAGCGCUAAUGACAACGCUCAUGGACUCGCAGGAUGGAUGAAUGGAGGAUGGGUGUGUGGUGUGUGUGUGGGUCGGUGCAAACACACACGUCACCCCGGCCACGACAUCCUUCCGGCGCGGUCUGGUCCCGGGCUUAACGCUGUUAAUGACCAAGGGCAACAGCGACAUGCCCUCAACCUCGGCCGAGAAAUAUAUCCCCAUUCCAAGCCAAGCCCUCCCAUCCCAGCUACAUAUAUCCAUCCAUUCUCCAAGCGAUUUCAUUACGUGUGCUCAUGAGCAAUUGAUGCUGCAAUGUCAUACGUCAGCAGAAGAUCCGCAACAAGCGCACAUUUCAAUAAUGGCAGAGAAACCAAUUUCUCGGACUCGAGAGGGCUCCUUGGAGUUAUUAAGAGAUUUGUGGCGCUCGGAUCAGGGGUCAAGGGGAACUACCCCAUAUGAAUCGAGAAUUGGGAACCAGGAAUCAGGAUUCUGGACUCCGGAACUGAGUAACUCCCCCACACUUUCAACUCCAUUCGGCACGCCUCUUUGGCAGCAUUUUGCUGGGGCGUGUUAA
Messenger RNA from Drosophila kikkawai, 611 nucleotides. The record is from RefSeq and is a predicted model, not a curated record. NCBI's taxonomy places the organism in Eukaryota, Metazoa, Arthropoda, Insecta, Diptera, Drosophilidae.